GAGCUCCACCGCAGCAUGGCCCCCAAACUGCUGCUUCUGCUUUGCCUCUUUUCCGGCUUGCGCGCGCGGUCCAGAAAGUUAGAAGAGGAUGAAUAUGAAGAUUCAUCAUCAAAUCAAAAGUGGGUCUUGGCACCAAAAUCCCAAGACACAGAUGUGACCCUUAUUCUCAACAAGUUGUUAAGAGAAUAUGAUAAAAAGUUGAGGCCAGAUAUUGGAUUAAAGCCUACCAUAAUUGAUGUUGACAUUUAUGUUAACAGCAUUGGGCCAGUGUCAUCGAUAAACAUGGAAUAUCAAAUUGAUAUAUUUUUUGCUCAGACUUGGACAGACAGCCGCCUUCAAUUCAACAGCACAAUGAAAAUCCUCACCCUGAAUAGCAACAUGGUGGGGCUGAUUUGGAUCCCAGAUACCAUCUUCCGCAAUUCUAAGACUGCAGAGGCCCACUGGAUCACCACACCCAACCAGCUCCUCAGAAUCUGGAAUGAUGGGAAAAUCCUCUACACUCUAAGGCUCACCAUCAACGCAGAAUGCCAGCUCCAGCUGCACAACUUCCCCAUGGAUGAGCACUCAUGCCCACUGAUUUUCUCCAGCUAUGGCUACCCCAAAGAAGAAAUGAUUUACAGAUGGAGAAAAAAUUCAGUUGAGGCAGCUGAUCAAAAAUCAUGGCGUCUUUAUCAGUUUGACUUCAUGGGCCUCAGAAACACCACAGAAACUGUUACCACAUCUGCAGGCGAUUAUGUUGUCAUGACUAUAUAUUUUGAACUAAGUAGAAGAAUGGGAUACUUCACUAUUCAAACAUACAUUCCCUGUAUACUGACUGUGGUGCUAUCUUGGGUGUCAUUUUGGAUCAAAAAAGAUGCUACACCAGCAAGAACAGCACUAGGCAUCACGACGGUACUGACCAUGACCACUCUCAGCACCAUUGCAAGGAAGUCCUUGCCACGAGUGUCCUAUGUGACUGCCAUGGACCUCUUUGUGACUGUGUGCUUCUUGUUUGUCUUUGCUGCUCUGAUGGAGUAUGCCACUCUUAACUACUAUUCGAGUUGUAGAAAACAAACCACCACUAAGAAGAAAUCAUCUUUAUUGCAACAAGAUUCCUCAAAAUGGAUUCACAAGCAAAUAAGCAUACAAGCCCCCUCCAACUACUCUCUCCUCGAUAUAAGGCCACCCCCACCUGCAAUGAUUACUUUGAAUAAUUCCAUGUUCUGGCAGGAGAUUGAAGACACUUGUGUCUAUGAGUGUCUGGAUGGCAAAGACUGCCAGAGCUUCUUCUGCUGCUAUGAAGAAUGUAAAUCAGGAUCCUGGAGAAAAGGACGUAUUCACAUAGACAUCUUGGAGCUGGAUUCAUAUUCCCGCAUCUUCUUCCCUACAUCAUUCCUGCUCUUUAACCUGGUCUAUUGGAUUGGAUACCUGUAUCUCUAAUUGCCUUCCAUAGCAAUGCUUUCACACUCUACAAUUCUCUACUUUCCCUCAUCUAGAACAUAAUGACCAAUCCAAAGUUACAAUGAAUAACAC
Orycteropus afer afer is the source of this 1512-nucleotide messenger RNA. RefSeq names its product gamma-aminobutyric acid type A receptor subunit gamma3 (gene GABRG3). Gene Ontology annotation, cellular component: GABA-A receptor complex; postsynapse; dendrite membrane. NCBI's taxonomy places the organism in Eukaryota, Metazoa, Chordata, Mammalia, Tubulidentata, Orycteropodidae. Gene Ontology annotation, biological process: nervous system process; gamma-aminobutyric acid signaling pathway; synaptic transmission, GABAergic. The record is from RefSeq and is a predicted model, not a curated record. Gene Ontology annotation, molecular function: transmitter-gated monoatomic ion channel activity involved in regulation of postsynaptic membrane potential; inhibitory extracellular ligand-gated monoatomic ion channel activity; benzodiazepine receptor activity.